CACAUUGGGAGUUUGACAACGUUCGUAGGGUAGCGAGACAACAUAACAGUGCCUUCAAAUAGGGCUACACAGCGUAGUCUUUGUGAGGCAAUAGGUGCUAACGCUUGUACAUGACUUCAACUAGUAUAAGCUAUUGUUUAGGCACCAAGGGAGCUACUGACUACAUCAUAGCAAGGAUGCCCAACACACUACAUUACAUGAACAUCCAAUUCAGACGGGAGAAUGGGGACACCAUCUUUGAGAAAACCGUUGACCUUCCUGGAAUUGAUGGAAUAGAACACCAACUAGGUCACAUCAAAAGGUACUACAGGACGUUGCCCCUGGUCACCAAUGUCCCCUGCCCACAGUUCUGGCCCACUGCCACCAACACACCCUGCGAACAACAUUGGCCAUCCAUCUCACACACACCCUGCCCACUACAUUGGCCAGCCGCCUCAAACUUACUCCACCCACAUGAGUGUCCAACAGGCACCACGCCCUGUCUACAACACUGGCCAACUAGAGGCAACGUCUUCGUUCCACGACAUGGCCAACCGGCCUCCAAUAGACCCUGCCCACACCAUUGGCCAUCGGACGUGUUCAUACAAGAUGGGCCAUCGGCCUCCAACAGACCCUUCCCACAAGAUGGGCCAUCGGCCUUAAACAGAACCUGCCCGCAAGAUGGGCCAUCGGCCUUAAACAGAACCUGUCCGCAAGAUGGGCCAUCGGCCUCAAACAGACCCUGCCCACAAGAUGGGCCAUCGGCGUUAAACAGACCCUGCCCACAAGAUGGGCCAUCGGCCUUAAACAGAACAUGCCCGCAAGAUGGGCCAUCGGCCUUAAACAGAACCUGCCCGCAAGAUGGGCCAUCGGCCUCAAACAGACCCUGCCCACAAGAUGGGCCAUCGGCCUUAAACAGAACCUGCCCGCAAGGUGGGCCAUCGACCUUAAACAGAACCUGCCCGCAAGAUGGGCCAUCGGCCUCCAACAGACCCUGCGCACAAGAUGGGCCAUCGGCCUUAAACAGACCCUGCCCACAAGAUGGGCCAUCGGCCUCCAAUAGACCCUGCGCACAAGAUGGGACAUCGGCCUUAAACAGACCCUGCGCACAAGAUGGGCCAUCGGCCUCAAACAGACCCUGCCCACAGGGACCAUCGGCCUCAAACACGCCAUCACCACAAGAUCCGCCUCCAGCCACCAACAGACCUUGCCCAAUCCACUGGCCAGUGACCUCCAACGGCCCGUGCCCCAAGGACUGGCUGAUCCUGUACUACGGGCUCCUGUUCUCCACCUUACAGGCCGACCUGGAGAGCAUGAAGCUGUACCUGGACACGGGAAUCAUGCUGACUGACCUGGGCCGCAGGUUUAGCCCCGCCCUCAUGUGUGCUGCUAUCAACUUUGGCACCGUAGCUGUAAAACUGCUGGUAGAGUAUGGCGCUAUAGAGAACUUUAAGGGCCACUUCCAUCUGUACGUCCUGUGUCUCCUGCCCACGGUGCCCAGAGGUGUCUUCGACGUCUUCGCCAGGGCUGGUAAAGGCUGCAUGAGCGAGCUGGCCUGCUUCAACAUGUUCAGCUCCGACUACUUUGAGGAGCUGACCAGGUCACACGAAGCCAUGGACACCUUCGUGCCGGACAAGUUGCAGGAACUGCAGGAGUUGGUCUCUCAGCCCCUGAGCUUGUUCACGCUGUCCAGACAGGCCGUUGUCCGGCGCCUGAGACCCAUGCCGGCCCGGAGAGAUCAGGUCCGGACACUGGGUGUGCCACGGCUGAUCCAGAACGAGCUGUGUGACGUGGACUUUAUGGAGCUGGUGGAGCCGGAGUUUAGGAGCUUUGUGGUGUAUGAGGUGAUGGAGAGGAGCUGGUGCUAUCGUGGUGCCAGAGUCGCGGUCUGCCGGGAGAAACUAAUUUAGUGCCAUCUGUCUUGUUGGUUUAACAUGUCUUGUUGGUUUAACCAUGUCGUGGUGGUUUAACCAUGUCUUGGUGGUUUAACAUGUCUUGCUUGUUUAACCAUAUCUUGCUGGUUCA
This is a messenger RNA of Physella acuta, 2004 nucleotides long. RefSeq names its product cell surface glycoprotein 1. The record is from RefSeq and is a predicted model, not a curated record. Lineage: Eukaryota; Metazoa; Mollusca; Gastropoda; Physidae.